AGUCGCUGUGUUUUUAGCCAACAAGCUAGUCGAGCUCUCAGGGUUCUGUUGUUUCUGAGUCUGAUUCUUAUGGGACAGUUUUUACUCGUUAUUUCGAGGAGUGGAUGAGUCACCACCCUCGUGUCCCUGCUGUGGCCCAGAAUGGCUCACGGUGGCCGAACAGACUCUCCGGAGCUCCCGGACUUCUCUCUGCUGAAGAGGCUGGCCAGAGAUCAGCUGAUCUACCUGCUGGAACAGCUGCCAGGGAAGAAGGACCUGUUCAUUGAGGCUGACUUGAUGAGUCCACUGGAUCGUAUUGCUAAUGUUUCAACACUUAAGCAACAUGAGGUUGACAAACUCUACAAAGUGGAAUAUAAAUCUAUUGUCAGCACCUCAGAUCAACUCUGUUUCCUGAUCCGGCCAAGAAUACACACUGUAAAGUGGAUCUGUGAUGUGGCCAAUGCAGACAAAGCUGCAGGAAGAUUCAGAAGAUACAAGAUAAUCUUCACCCCACAGAAGUUCUUUGCAUGUGAGGCGGUGCUGGAGGAGCAGGGGAUCUUUGGUGAUGUGACCAUCGAUGAAUGGGCGUUCUACCUUCUUCCACUUGACGAUGACAUCAUCAGUCUGGAGCUGCCAGAAUUCUUUCGAGACAAUUUCCUGGCAGGGGACCAGCGCUGGGUGAGGACCGCUGCCAGCGCUCUGCACCUCCUUCACUCUGUUUACGGUCCGUUCUCCAAGAUCUACGGGAUUGGAAGAUGCUCCAAGAUGACGUACGAGCUGUGGAGGGAGCAGGUAGAAGAGGAAGAAACAAAAGCCUGUCAGGCUGAAAUAGGAAAAGUUUUUCUUAUCGACAGAGAUGUGGACUUUGUCACUCCUCUGUGCUCUCAAGUUGUCUACGAAGGACUCGUGGAUGAUAUAUUUAGAAUCAAAUGUGGAUGUGUGGAGUUUGGAGCUGAUGUUACUUCCUCUGACAAAAGUUUGAAGGUCAUGCUGAACUCUCAGGAUAAGGUCUUCAAUGAAAUCAGAAACGAGCAUUUCUCCAACGUCUUUGGGUUUCUCAGUCAGAAAGCCAGAAAUCUCCAGACUGCAUAUGAUAAGCGUCGGGGGAUGGACAUAAAGCAGAUGAAGACGUUUGUGUCAGAAGAGUUAAAAGGGUUAAAACAAGAGCAUCGGCUGCUAAGCCUGCACAUCGGUGCGAGUGAAUCAAUCAUGAAGAAAAAGACGAAGCAGGAUUUCCAGGAGCUGUUGAAAACAGAACACUCUUUACUUGAAGGAUUUGAAAUUCGUGAAUGUAUUUCUUUCAUAGAGGAGCAUAUCAACAGACAGGUCUCCAUGAUAGAAAGUCUGAGGCUGCUUUGUCUUCUGUCCAUCACAGAAAAUGGACUCCUGCCAAAAGAUUACCGCUCGUUAAAAUCACAGUAUCUACAGAGCUACGGAGUGGACCACCUGCUCACAUUUGCCCACCUGAGGCAGUCGGGGCUGCUGGUGGAGCAGCAGCCGGGCGAAACACUGACCGUCAUGGAGAGCAAAGUGGGUAAACUGGUCAACGACAAAGCUGCAGGAAAGCUGACUGACGCCUUCUCCUCUCUGGCAAAGAAGAGUAAUUUCAGAGCCUUGAGUAAAAAGUUGAACCUGGUGCCCAAGUCAGAUGAAGAAUAUGACCUGCGGGUUCCACGAGACAUGGCUUACAUCUUCAGCGGAGCUUACAUCCCUUUGAGCUGCAAACUCAUUGAGCAGGUGCUGGAGCGAGAUGGAUGGACGGGGCUUGAAGAAGUCACCAGGCUGCUGAAUGGACAUGACUUUUCUGUAACAGGUAGCAACGGAGCAGAUUUAAGAGCAAAGAAUGAUGCUCAGCGCAUUGUCCUGGUCGUGUUCCUCGGAGGCUGCACCUUCUCUGAGAUCUCAGCCCUACGCUUCCUCGGCAGAGAGAGAGGUUAUAAAUUCAUUGUGGUAACAACUGCCAUCACCAACAGUUCGAGGCUAAUUGAAGCUUUGCUGGACAACCAUGUGUGAGACGUGUCAGCUCAUCAUGACGGACAGAAGCCACACACAUGUCUGAGUGAACUCUUCAUGCUUCAUUCCCUCCAGCUCUGACAUGACAGAUGGAAAGUUUCCUCAUGCUCUGAUUCUGUUGUCAAAACAACUGUGAAGAUGUCUCAUGUAAAAACAGUGAAUGUUUUUAACAGACGUUGAAGCUUUUCCUUGUGUUUUUUGUCUCAAUUUCAAAAUAUAUAGAACGGAUCUGCUUGUUGUUGUGUCAUAUGAUUAGUAAUCAGAUAGAAGACACAAAAAUCAAAUUCCUACGCAAAACGUAUAAAGAAAUAUCUCAUACAUGUUACAGCAUUCCUGUUUUCUGAGUUUGUGACAGAAGUGAGCUAUGUCACAAUCUGUCAGAGGUGAAGUGUUGAUUUAUGACAUGACACAUACAUGAUUUAUUAGUAAUCACAUACAUGACACACACAUGAAUUAUUAUUCACAUAUAUGACACAUACAUGAUUUAUUACAUUACACACAUGAUUUACUAUCUAUCAUACAUGACACACAAACAUGACAUACAUGAUUUAUGACAUCACAUAUAUGACACAUGAUUUAUGACAUCGCAUACAUGAUUUAUUACAUGACACAUACAUGAUUGAUUACGUCACAUACAUGAUUUAUUACAUGACACACACAUGAAUUAAUAUUCACAUAUAUGACACAUGAUUUAUGACAUCACAUCCAUGAUUGAUUACGUCACAUACAUGACACAUGAUUUA
Paralichthys olivaceus (Japanese flounder) is the source of this 2735-nucleotide messenger RNA. RefSeq names its product VPS33B late endosome and lysosome associated (gene vps33b). Gene Ontology annotation, biological process: vesicle-mediated transport; intracellular protein transport. Lineage: Eukaryota; Metazoa; Chordata; Actinopteri; Pleuronectiformes; Paralichthyidae. Gene Ontology annotation, cellular component: lysosome; CORVET complex. The record is from RefSeq and is a predicted model, not a curated record.